Durio zibethinus is the source of this 1959-nucleotide messenger RNA. Its product is annotated as putative serine/threonine-protein kinase PBL7. Gene Ontology annotation, biological process: protein phosphorylation. The record is from RefSeq and is a predicted model, not a curated record. Gene Ontology annotation, molecular function: protein kinase activity; ATP binding. NCBI's taxonomy places the organism in Eukaryota, Viridiplantae, Streptophyta, Magnoliopsida, Malvales, Malvaceae.
GUUAACAAUUUGCUAAGACCCAAAGGGCACAAUUGCAAAAAGACAAAAAAGCAUAACCUGGCUUGAAAAUGUGUGUCAGUGUAUGUUUGGUUUGAUUCCCUUCUCUCUAUUUCUCUUGUUGUUUAGUCAUUAGUCUGAGAAUCUGAGGUAAGAAACAGAGGAGGAAAUAAAAAAGUAAGUUCAUAUGGGUUGUUUCCCUCGUGGUGGAAAAUCAAACAAAAAGGCAAAGAAGAAGCUGCAUACCAAUAAUAUCAAGAACACCACCAAGUCCUCUGAUGAUCAGAUCCCAUCUACUUCAGAUAAGCUGAAGGUGAAUCAUGUACCAGAUGCUAAGAAGGAGGCUACCAAGGAUGGAGGGUCUGAUCGCAUUGCGGCACACACCUUUACUUUCCGUGAAUUGGCAGCAGCAACAAAGAAUUUCAGGGCAGAUUGCCUUCUGGGUGAGGGAGGUUUUGGCCGAGUGUAUAAAGGGCGAUUGGAAAGCACUAAUCAAGUUGUCGCAAUCAAGCAGCUUGAUCGUAAUGGACUGCAAGGGAACAGGGAAUUCCUUGUCGAAGUAUUGAUGUUGAGCCUGCUUCACCACCCUAAUCUUGUCAACUUAAUUGGAUAUUGUGCUGAUGGAGAUCAGAGACUGUUGGUUUACGAAUACAUGCCAUUAGGAUCUUUGGAAGAUCAUCUACAUGACUUACCUCCCGACAAAAGACGACUUGAUUGGAAUACAAGAAUGAAAAUAGCUGCAGGUGCUGCAAAAGGUUUGGAGUACUUGCAUGACAGAGCUAGCCCACCUGUCAUAUAUCGUGAUUUAAAAUGCUCGAACAUAUUGCUUGGUGAAGGCUAUCAUCCUAAGCUAUCUGAUUUUGGCUUGGCCAAAUUGGGUCCUGUUGGGGAUAAGACUCAUGUAUCCACUAGAGUGAUGGGGACGUAUGGAUAUUGUGCACCAGAAUAUGCAAUGACCGGUCAGCUUACGUUGAAAUCGGAUGUUUAUAGUUUUGGGGUUGUUCUGCUUGAAAUCAUUACUGGAAGGAAGGCUAUCGACAACUCAAGAGCUGGUGGUGAACAGAAUCUGGUUGCCUGGGCUCGUCCCUUGUUUAAAGAUAGAAGGAAAUUUGCGCAAAUGGCUGACCCAUUACUUCAGGGACAAUAUCCGGAUAGGGGUUUGUACCAAGCUCUAGCUGUGGCUGCAAUGUGUGUUCAGGAACAGCCUAACAUGAGGCCACUUAUAGCUGAUGUAGUCACUGCCCUCACCUAUCUUGCUUCUCAAAAGUAUGAUCCUGAAGCUCAGUCAGUUCAAGGAUCGCGUACAGGUUCUUCUACUCCGAGAAUGAGAAGGGAAUAGUGCAGCUAAGGGGAAUCAAGCAUUACUCAUAUGAGAGAAUUGAAUCUCGUGGCAGCCUAUGACUGAGAUUAAGAAACAAGAGGUUUAUAUGUUUCAGAUUUACAAUUCUCCGGCCCGGAGUUUAUUGCCGUGCUGCCAUGGCCAGUGUGAUGCAACAGGAGUUUUCCCUUCUUUUUUUUCCUUGAAACCCUUUUGGCGUCUCGCCUUUUCUCUUCUUAUUGUCCUUUUUUUUUUUUUAGUUUGUUUGCAAUUGAGCUUGAAGCUUUGUAUUUAAAAUGUCAUUGAUAUAGAAACUGGUGUCCCCUUGAAGAUCAUACACAUCUGCUUGUCAAAAUUUUUUUCUAUAUUCCUCCAUUCCCAGUGAUAUUGCUAGCAAUUCUGGAUUAUAUAGCUCUUUAUCUUGUUGCCAGCUUUUCCUUAAAUAAAGCUAUAAAUGAGGCAUGUUUGUAAAUUUUUUGGUCAAAAACAUUUGAUUUGUUUUACAACCAUGACUGUCACUUGCUCUGGGUUUUUUAUAGGAAACUCGUUAUGGCCCUCCUCAAUUUGCAGUGAAGAAGAGAAUUAAAUUCAAACUUUAUAAUACUUGAGUGACUCUCUGAGAUUUACUGAGCUUUUAAAAUUUU